AUGAUGCUGCUGCACAUGAACGCGGACUACCAUCAUGUGCUGGACAACUGCGAGGAAGCCUGGGUUGCGUGGACAAGUCUGAAGACGCUGUACGGUGGGUCGCAGAAGGCAGGACGCAUCUACCUCAAGCGACAACUUUUCAGUAUAAAGAUGGCUGAAGGCGCGAACGUCAUGCAUCACUGCAACGAGGUCCUCAACAUCUCCGCCAAGCUUAGCGGCAUCGGUGCGAAGAUGGAAGACGAAGACGUUGCAAUUUGUCUGCUACUCAGUCUUCCGAAGAGCUACGAAAAUGUGGUGCUCAACAUGGAAAUGAGCAGCACCGAGCUUCGCACUCAAGAUGUGGUGAGAGUCCUGACGAAUGAGCAUGCCAAGCGUCAAGGAGAAAAAGGGACAACGACAGCGACUACGGUGAAGGCUGAAGAUGCAAGCAAGGCAUUCAGCGCCGAGCGUGAGCCCUACCAAUGCACGUAUUGUGGCAAGGUGGGACACACGGUGGAUCGUUGCUGGACAAAGCAGAAGAACGAAGGUCGGGGAGCCCGACGCGGCGGCAAUGGUCGUGGACGCGGGGCUAACAAUGUCCAGUGGGGACAUCAUGAUGAAGGCAAUGGCUACGAUCGAGUGGCGUUUGCAGUCUCGUUCGAAUGUGGAGUUUCGACGAGCAAGGACGUGUCUGGAAUGUGGGCCGUCGACAGUGGUGCAACGCACCACAUUUGCCACGACAAGACCAAGUUCGCAAGUUUGGCAGAGCGCAAUGAGGGCGAACUCUUGGUGGCUGAUGGCAACAAGGUGGCCAUCAAGGGUGUGGGAACCAUCAUGGAAAAGGUGGUUCUGCCCAACGGUGAAGAGCGUGAGAUCGAAAUCAAGAACGCGCUAUAUGUUCCAAGUAUGAGCAAGAACCUGCUCUCGGUGCCACAGAUUAACAGCCAUGGCAAGUUUCAAGUCGUGUUUGACGGGUCCAAGAUGUAUGUGACUCUCAAGAACUCACAGCAAGUGGUGGCGACAGCGGAUCUCGUGGAUGGACUGUUGCAUUGUAGAUCGGAGCGAGGAAAGCGGAGCAAACGGAGCGGAGAGACCGAAGAGAGUAGAGCAGAAAACACUUGCCCAAUAGUUGGAAGAUUCGAAAGUGAUUGA
Molecule: messenger RNA, 1131 nt
Organism: Peronospora matthiolae
Lineage: Eukaryota; Oomycota; Peronosporomycetes; Peronosporales; Peronosporaceae
Source: the annotation of a GenBank genome assembly